AUGGGGGAGAAUAAGCACGACUUCGCGGAGGAGGUUCGUGCGGCCUGGAAUUCCUUGCGGCCCCAAGAGCCCGAAGACCCGUUGAGUGCUUUGUUGCCAUCAUGUGACUUAUUAAAAGAUUUCAGUGCUUCGGCCCUCUGCAGACCCGCUGCUACAGAUCGCCCUGUGGAUGUGGAACUCCGUAAGAUCCUGCAGCCGACUAUUGCUGGUAGGAGGCUGUAUCUGCAGUGUGUGCAAAACAUCGAAGUUUUGUCUUGGAAGGAAGCUUUGGAUUGUCAAACACAGAAAGCUAUAAAGAGGUGGUAUAAUUUGGUCUUGCUUUGGAAGUCAGAGCUUCUGGUGGUGAAGCAAGUUUCCAGCGCCACUGUGGCGGAAGGCAUGGACAUCCUGGCUGAUUACUUGAGACCAAAGGCCCCUAGUACUUUGAACAAGAGGGCUUCAUCUCUUUUCUUGCUUGACAAGCUGCUCUCGGAGGAAGGGCUCCUUUUCCCCCCAGGUGAGCAACAUCUGUAUGACGCUUUGUGCAAGCUACGUGCCAAAGGUAAGGCCCAGUCCGGGCGGAAGGGCAUCCUUGAAGCUUUGAACUUUUGCUACUUCGUCUUGAACAUUGAAGAGUGCGAGGAGCUGGUUUUUAGCAGAAGGUGCCAAGGAGUAUGUUAUGUCGAGCCGCGAGCACGGGUCAAUCAAGCUUCGCCUUUCUCCCUAGAGGAAGUUUUGGAGUUGCAUGAGAUAGUGCACCAGGCUCUUGACGACUGGGAUGCAGCCUUUGCUGGAGCCGUAUUGACCGCCAUCUACUUGAGGUCUAGAUGGGCUGACUUGCAGUGCUGCGAGGAUUUGCAAUUGGAUCGGGAUGCUUUAGGUCGUUUGUGUUACAUCGAUCUGAUCACCGGCCAUCACAAAUCAAUGCAGUCGAGACAGCAUCGACACCAGUUCUUGACGAUGACCGGUGAAAUGUCAGCUUGGAUCAGGAAGCUCCUUCCAGGUGCGGCGGAGGCCAACAGAAAGCUGUCCAGUCACUCUGCGAAAUGCACGCUCCUUUCUUGGAUGGCGAAAUUUGGAGCAUCUCAAGAUGUCAGGGCGUGUUUGGGAUAUCAUGUAGGGACCAGCAAGACUGUUUUCCGCUACAGCCGUGACGCAGCCGCAGGUCCGCUUUUUGAGUUAAGCCGGAUGUUGCAGUGGGUGAGGGAUGGACGCUUUCACCCAGACAACACUCGUUCGGGAAGAUUUACCUCUUCAGAAGAGCUUGAGCAGGCUUGGUGGGAUCAAGUGAGGGACGUCUCAGCCCCGAGCGAGGGGCAGAACCGCGAUCAGGAAAUCGUGCAUCCGGGAGAUUUGCAGAUUGAAACAGCUGAUUUUCAGGGCUUCGGCGGAGAGUUGGACUUCGAGGCUGAUGACCCCGAGGAGCGGCUUUCUGCAGCGGGGGGCUUGGGCGAGUUGGCAGACUUGGGCGGUGAUGAGCCCAGAGUCACCGACGACGAAGACCCGGACUCUUCGGCAGAAGGGGCCUCCAGUUCAUCGGAGAGCGACGGAAGUGGGGCGGGAUCUGUCACUUGA
Messenger RNA from Symbiodinium sp. CCMP2592, 1554 nucleotides. Lineage: Eukaryota; Dinophyceae; Suessiales; Symbiodiniaceae. The record is from the annotation of a GenBank genome assembly.